Molecule: messenger RNA, 900 nt
Organism: Anopheles arabiensis
Lineage: Eukaryota; Metazoa; Arthropoda; Insecta; Diptera; Culicidae
Gene: RpL11
Product: 60S ribosomal protein L11
Exons: 4
Coding region: 133-705 (190 amino acids)
Biological process (GO): translation
Cellular component (GO): ribosome; cytosolic large ribosomal subunit
Molecular function (GO): structural constituent of ribosome; RNA binding
Source: RefSeq, a predicted model, not a curated record
UGUCAGGCAAAAACGGAAAUGAGGUUUCGGCCAUCGGCCUUCUGACAGUUCUUUUUCCGGUGAAAUUUGUUGUUUAGCGGACGCGUUGUUCCACGGUCUGCUACGAAUUCCUCGUAAUUUAAGGUAGCCACAAUGCCAGCGAAGGAUGAAAAGACCGCGAAGCCCGCUGCGGGCAAGGACAAGUCGAAGAACGUGAUGCGCGAUCUGCGUAUCCGCAAGCUCUGCCUGAACAUUUGCGUCGGCGAGUCCGGUGAUAGGCUGACACGUGCCGCCAAGGUGCUGGAACAGCUGACCAACCAGACGCCCGUCUACUCGAAGGCCCGCUACACCGUGCGCUCGUUCGGCAUCCGUCGUAACGAAAAGAUUGCCGUCCACUGCACGGUGCGCGGUGCCAAGGCGGAGGAGAUCCUCGAGCGUGGCCUGAAGGUGCGCGAGUACGAGCUGCGUCGCGACAAUUUCUCGCAGACCGGCAACUUCGGCUUCGGCAUCCAGGAACACAUCGAUCUGGGCAUCAAGUACGAUCCGACGAUCGGUAUCUACGGUUUGGACUUCUACGUUGUGCUUGGCCGUCCAGGAUACAACGUUGCCCAGCGACGACGCAAGAUGGGCAAGAUCGGCUUCAUUCACCGUCUGACCAAGGAGGACGCGAUGAAGUGGUUCCAGCAGAAGUACGACGGUGUCAUCCUGAACAGCAAGGCGAAGUAAGAGCCCGGAUACGCUCUUCCUUAUGCACGUGUAUGUGUGUUGCGAGUGCUUCUAAAGUUUGGGUAAGACAGGUGUGCCGCGGAGGAGGCGGAGGAAGGACCGGAGCAGGUGGGCGCGUUUGAGAAAAGAAUAAACAAUUUUCAUCGAAGCCAUCAUCGCCGAAGGUUUGGGUGAAAAUACGGUGUACAAAACCUA